This is a messenger RNA of Myzus persicae (green peach aphid), 1788 nucleotides long. RefSeq names its product cuticle protein-like. Gene Ontology annotation, molecular function: structural constituent of chitin-based larval cuticle. Gene Ontology annotation, cellular component: chitin-based extracellular matrix. The transcript has 2 exons. The record is from RefSeq and is a predicted model, not a curated record. The coding region runs from base 132 to 1250 and encodes 372 amino acids. NCBI's taxonomy places the organism in Eukaryota, Metazoa, Arthropoda, Insecta, Hemiptera, Aphididae.
CGCCGGACGUCUGGUUCUCCUCACCAUUCGUCCCGAAGCACCGUACCAAACCGUAGCAGCUUGAGCCGACCGAGUUCGAUCCGUUCGCCUAGUACAACACCAUCACAGUCACCACCAACCCAUCCAAAAUCAUGAUGUCUCCACUGGUUGUUGUAAUUGGGUUCGUAGCCAUGUGCUCGGCCAGCCCUUCACUGUACUUCAGCGGUCCACAAUACUACAGCGGUUACUACGCAGCCCCCGCCGCCGUUGUCAGCCCGAUCAAGAGCCAAUACCACACCCAAAACGAAUUCGGACAGUACGCCUACGGCUACAACGACGGAUUCUCCAGCAAAUCCGAGACCAAGCACGCCAACGGUCUGACCGAAGGCGCGUACUCGUACGUCGACCCGAACGGCGUUCUCCAGCAAUACAAAUACGUGUCCGACGAGAACGGUUACCGAGUAUCUGGUACCAACUUGCCAGUGGCUCCAGCCGUCCCCGCAGUAGAGGUUCCCGCCGUCCCCGCCGUCCCCGCCGUCGAGUCCGUGAUCGAAGUCAAGGCCGCCGCCCCGGCCCCGGCCCCAGAAGCCGUCUCCUACCAGUCCGAGAUCCCACAGCAAGUGCAAGACACCCCGGAAGUGGCGGCCGCCAAGGCAGCUCACCAGAUCGCUUACGACGAGGCUAAGAAGGCCGCAGACGCCUCUCCGGCCGAAGACGAACCGUCGUCCGACGCCGUCGUCCAGGUUUCCGCCGAUGCAUCCGCCGCGCCAGCCGCACCAGCCGCACCAGCCGCCGCACCCGCUGCACCAGCCGCCGACUUCGCCAACCACUACGCACCAGCUCCAGUCGUGGCCGCCGCACCCGCCCCCGUCGCCUCGUUCAGUUACCACCCAGCCGCCGCUUACGCCGCUUACCCGUCGUACGCCGCCGUCCCGGCCCAUGCCCCGGUCGCGUCCUACGCUUACGGCCCGGUCGCGUCCUACGCUUACGCCCCGGCCCCGGCUUACGCUUACUCCGCCCCGUUCGCUUCCGGAUCGUACUCGCCCGUGCACAGUCAGUACCACUCCCAAGACGAGUUCGGACAGUACUCGUACGGUUACAACAGCGGUUCGUCGUCCAAGGCCGAAGUCAAGACCCUCGACGGCGUGACCCGCGGAGGUUACUCGUACGUUGACGCCAACGGACAGGUCCAACACUACAACUACGUUUCCGACUCGGUCAACGGUUUCCGCGUCGCCGGCACCAACCUGCCAGCAGCCAACGCUUUGUAAACAACAAACGACCGGCCGCCGAAGUAUAAUAUGUUUCCACGAAAACCCUAUUACCGCCCCCUCCCAGUCAACACCGAACCCCCCCCCCCCCUCCAAAGCCCAUUAACCCCAUCACGCUGCUACGUUGUUUUUAGGUACCGGAUGUAAAACCUAAGGUCGUGUUCGUGUACGAUACGAUACUAUAAUAUUUUGCAGCGACGUCGCGCAUAAUUACGCGUAUCUUCGCAAGCAACUAUUUCAGUGUAUGACGUGCGUAAACGAACAUGAUAUUACUAUUAUAAACUAUUAAUAAACGCGUGUUUAUGACUCUUCGUCGAGUUUUGUACAGGCUCCCCUCCAAAAUGGUCAACGGUCCCCGGAGGGGGGGCGCGACGUUGCCGAGGAUCGUCGGAUCCGUUUGCCGCCCGACGUCAAACGAAACCGGUGGACUUUGAUUCGCGCAAAGAAAUUUCGUUUCUCGGCAACGUCACGCUCGCAACUCCUCUUCCCCUCGCCCAACGACGAGGUGGAGGUAAAGGGCUAAAUAUUAAAAAAAACA